AUGUUUCGUUGGCUGGAAAGGAUUGUAUUAGCUUGUUGCGAACCUUUAAGUCGAUAUCUCCCUUCAAGCAGGGGUGAAGAUUACCCAUUGAUAUGGUAUAAAGACCUUGAGAAACAUUCAUGUGGGAAGUUCUCUUGUGCUAUGGUACAGGGUAAUCCAGUAUGUGAAGAUUAUAGCCACGUUGAACCAGGUCGUCAAGGUACCUUUGUUGGGAUUUAUGAUGGCCAUGGUGGCCCUCAAGCUUCAAGAUUUGCCUGUGAUCACCUUAGCCGCCAUUUAAUAAGGUUUGCUCGAGCAAGGGGAACAAUAGAUGAAGAAGUCCUUAAUAAUGCCGUCGCUGCAACUGAAGAAGCCUUCCUUGAUUAUGUGAGGGAGAGAUUUGAAGCUGACCCAUUGAUUGCGUCAAAGGGGUCCUGCUGUCUGGUUGGUGUUAUCUGGAAUGGGACAUUAUAUGUUGCUAACCUGGGGGACUCUAGAGCAGUAUUAGGUCAUAAUCAUAUAGAAAGACCCGAUAGGAUUGUUGCUCUGCAAUUGACUCAUGAUCAUAAUGCCAGUAACGUCGCGGUCAGGAAUGAACUGAAUGCUUCGCACCAAGACGAUCCAAACAUUGUGGUUUAUGUCAAUGAAGCAUGGCGUGUUAGAGGCAUUAUACAGAUAACUAGAGCACUUGGAGAUGCAUAUCUGAAGCACCAAGAAUUUGCUCUUGGUACAAAUUUCCCAAGAUUCCACCUUAAAGUACCUAUUACGCAGCCAGUAGUAAGAGCUGAUCCAGAAGUAUUUUCAAGAAACUUACAACCAGUUGAUAGAUUUGUUAUAUUUGCUUCUGAUGGGCUGUGGGAUCUCUUAACCAAUGAAAAGGCUGUAGAAAUUGUGAAUACCUACCCUAAAAAGGGCAUAGCUAGAAGACUACUUGUAUCAGCCCUGGAUGAGGCGGCAAGACGUGUAAAGAUCAAGUAUGAUGAACUUAAGAAGGUUGGCAUAAAUGAGAGGAGGACCUUUCAUGAUGAUAUAACAGUGGUGGUCAUCUUUAUAGAUCACAACAUGCUGAAUAGAGAAUUAUCUGUGCCUGGAAUGUCAGUUCGAGGAUUUGUAGACGCUGCUCCUCGACGAUCAAAUUUCAAUAUUGUUCAGCAACAGCCUGGCAGUGAGGAAGAACUCGAUGACAUGCCAUAA
Solanum stenotomum is the source of this 1173-nucleotide messenger RNA. Its product is annotated as probable protein phosphatase 2C 43. The transcript is spliced from 4 exons. Gene Ontology annotation, molecular function: protein serine/threonine phosphatase activity; cation binding. Gene Ontology annotation, biological process: protein dephosphorylation. Bases 1 to 1173 code for a protein of 390 amino acids. Lineage: Eukaryota; Viridiplantae; Streptophyta; Magnoliopsida; Solanales; Solanaceae. The record is from RefSeq and is a predicted model, not a curated record.